Molecule: messenger RNA, 1194 nt
Organism: Fulvia fulva
Lineage: Eukaryota; Fungi; Ascomycota; Dothideomycetes; Mycosphaerellales; Mycosphaerellaceae
Exons: 1
Coding region: 1-1194 (397 amino acids)
Source: RefSeq, a predicted model, not a curated record
AUGUCUAUCUCCGGCGACGUUGAGAUGUUCGAUAUCCCAAGCGAAGAGAUCCGCAAGUUCCAAGGCGAUGAGCCAUGGGCUUUCGGCCACGACGAAGACGAAAGUCAAGAGGAACGAACAGCCCGUUGGAUCCGUGAGUACCGUGAGCAAGACCAAGCUGAACAGUUCGAUCCAGUUCAAAUCAUUGACCUCCACCAGCCGCACGACCGCGCACUGCUCCUCCAUCCAGAUCCAGACGGAGAUUCAGAAGAUGAGGAUAGCGACUGUGCUACUCCGACGUUCGAAGCUGUCCGAGACCUCGCCCAUCGGAUCGCCAGCCAGACCCAGGGCUCCCACGUCUCGCGCAACGAUACGCACUACCUGCUAGCCAACGCUGCAACCCUUGGCAUGGAUGGAGGAAAUAUCAGGAGAAUGAUCCAGCUCGCCAACUACCGUAUCCGAAUUCUCAGACGACAGGCCAAAAAGCAGCUAAAGCUUGAAAGAGACGUUGAUCAAACUUUCCAAAAGCUUCAGAGCCAUCAGCAAAAGUAUCCACAAGUUGCAGAGACUCUCGCAUCCGAGUCCCUUGCUUGGUGUCGCCGCGAUCGUCCCGCUUUCGAGAACUUCCUCGCCCAUCAACGCAACGCCAUCCUCGCCGCGAAAGACCGCGCCAACCAAGCUGCCAUAAUGUGCUGGUACCCCAAAUCCCUCAUGCUGGACUCCUUCAGCAAAGCCCUCGAAGCAGACUGCCGCUGGCAUCACGCCGACAAGGGCCGAACGGCGCAAUUCGAGAUCGCAGAAGCCGACCUCGGCGACUCCGACUCCGAUUCUACGGAGCUACAUUUCAACCUCUUCGGCAUGAGUCUUGGUCGCUGCGGCUACGAAGUCGUGCCCGGCUAUCCUGACCUUCCUCGGGGUCGUUAUGUUAACUUCAUGCCGCCUGAGACUGGGCGGGAUCCGAGGCAGGGGGCUAGGGAGAUUUUGGCACAUUCGGCGAUUAGGAAGGUAAGGGUUAUGCAGGCCAAAGAAGAGCUUGUGGUCAAAGGCAGUGAGGCGCAUGCGUCGCAUCGGCUUGCGGAUGCUUCGGUGGGGAUUUGGGUCAGGCAGGCUGAGGCGUUCGUAGAGGAGGGGUAUUUCGAGGAUGAGAUGCUGAGGAGGGAGGUUCUUGAUGCUCUUGAGGACUUGGAGACGUUCCUUGAUGGACAUUAUCCUUGA